AUGCCGGCGGCCAACGCGAUGGAGAGCCCGCAGCCGCCCGCCCUGCAGGUGCCCGAGCCGCGGGGCGCGCCCGAGGGCGGCCCGGCCUGGUCCAGCUCCUCCACCCCGACCCUGCGCCGCCGGCGCCUCCAGAUGCGCCGGACGCGGAACGUGCGCGAGCCGAGCCUGGAGGCCGCGCUGGCGCCCGACCUGCCCGGCGCCCUGGGCCCCGGCAAGGAGUUCCUGCAGCUGCCCUCCAUCGAGAUCACGCCCUCCAGCGACGAGGACACCCCGUGGUCCAACUGCUCCACGCCCAGCGCCUCGCCGCGCCGCAAGCGCUUCCUCCUCCGCAAGUGGCUGCGGGUGCGGGAGCGGAAGGAGUGCAGUGAGAGCAGCAGCCAGCAGAGCAGCCAGCAGAGCAGCCACGACGAUGAUUCCAGCAGGUUCCUGAGUCCUCGAGGCCGAGAGGAAAGCACGGCCAGUAACUCCAACCGCAGCACGCCGGCCUGCUCCCCCAUUCUCCGGAAGCGGUCCCGCUCGCCCACCCCUCAGAACCAGGACGGAGACACGAUGGUGGAGAAGGGUUCGGACCACUCCUCGGACAAGUCCCCGUCCACCCCCGAGCAAGGCGUGCAACGCAGCUGCUCCUCCCAGUCCGGCCGGAGUGGGGGCAAAAAUUCCAAGAAAAGCCAGAGCUGGUACAAUGUAUUAAGCCCCACUUACAAGCAGAGAAAUGAAGACUUCCGAAAGCUCUUUAAGCAACUUCCAGACACGGAGCGCCUCAUUGUCGACUACUCGUGCGCACUCCAAAGAGACAUCCUUCUCCAGGGCCGACUCUACCUCUCCGAAAACUGGAUCUGCUUCUACAGCAACAUCUUCCGCUGGGAAACUCUGCUGACAGUCCGUUUGAAAGACGUCUGCUCCAUGACGAAAGAGAAGACAGCCCGCCUCAUUCCCAAUGCCAUCCAAGUCUGCACAGAUUCAGAAAAGCACUUUUUCACUUCGUUUGGAGCCCGGGAUCGGACGUACAUGAUGAUGUUCCGGCUCUGGCAGAAUGCGCUCCUUGAAAAGCCCCUGUGCCCCAAGGAGCUCUGGCACUUUGUCCACCAGUGCUACGGGAAUGAGCUGGGCCUGACCAGCGACGACGAGGACUACGUGCCCCCGGACGACGACUUCAACACCAUGGGAUACUGUGAGGAGAUCCCCGUGGAGGAGAACGAAGUGAACGACAGCUCCUCUAAAAGCAGCAUAGAAACCAAACCCGAUGCCAGCCCUCAGCUGCCCAAGAAGUCCGUCACCAACAGCACGCUUACCUCUACAGGGAGCAGCGAGGCCCCUGUCUCGUUUGACGGCCUGGCGCUGGAGGAGGAGGGGCUGGAGGGCGACGGGUCCCUGGAGAAGGAGCUUGCCCUGGACAACAUCAUAGGGGAGAAGAUGGAGAUCCUCGCGCCCGUCACCUCCCCCUCCCUGGACUUCAACGACAACGAGGACAUCCCCACCGAGCUCAGCGAUUCCUCAGACACCCACGAUGAAGGGGAGGUCCAGGCCUUCUACGAGGACCUGAGCGGCCGCCAGUACGUGAACGAGGUCUUCAACUUCAGCGUGGACAAACUCUAUGACCUGCUCUUCACCAAUUCGCCCUUCCUGCGGGACUUCAUGGAGCAGCGGCGUUUCUCCGACAUCAUCUUCCACCCGUGGAAGAAGGAAGAGAAUGGAAACCAGAGCCGAAUGGUUCUCUACACCAUCACCCUUACCAAUCCGCUGGCUCCCAAAACUGCCACUGUCAGGGAGACGCAGACCAUGUACAAGGCAAGCCAGGAGAGCGAAUGCUACGUGAUCGACGCCGAAGUCCUCACCCACGACGUGCCCUACCAUGACUACUUCUACACCAUCAACCGCUACACGCUCACACGCGUGGCCCGAAACAAGAGUCGACUCAGGGUCUCCACAGAGCUGCGGUAUCGAAAGCAGCCCUGGAAAACCUUCAUCGAGAAGAACUUCUGGAGUGGGCUGGAGGACUACUUCCGCCAUUUAGAGAGCGAGCUGACCAAAACCGAGAGCACCUACCUGGCCGAGAUGCACCGGCAGUCCCCCAAGGAGAAGAGCAGCAAGACGCCCGCCGUGCGCAGGCGGAAGCGGCCCCACGCCCACCUGCGGGUGCCCCACCUGGAGGAGGCCAUGAGCCCCGUCACCACGCCCACCGAUGAAGACGUGGGCCACAGGACCAAGCACGUGGCAGGUUCCACGCAGACGCGGCACACCCCCGAGGACACCCCCAAUGGUUUCCACCUGCAGAGCGUGUCCAAGCUGCUGCUGGUUAUCAGCUGUGUCCUGGUGCUGCUGGUCAUCCUCAACACGAUGCUCUUCUACAAGCUGUGGAUGCUGGAGUACACCACCCAGACCCUCACCGCCUGGCAGGGGCUCCGGCUCCAGGAGAGGGGUCUGGGAACACAGGACGGUCCGCUGAGCAUAACUCCAGCUGCCGGGGCGCCCCCUCUACCCCACAGGUUACCCCAGUCGCAGACAGAGUGGGCCCAGCUCUUAGAGUCUCAACAAAAGUACCACGACUCUGAGCUCCAAAAGUGGAGAGAGAUUAUCAAAUCCUCUGUGAUACUCCUUGACCAGAUGAAGGACUCGCUCAUCAAUCUGCAGAACGGCAUCCGUUCCCGGGGCUACACGUCCGACAGCGACGAGAAGCGGAGCCAUUACCACUGACAAGGCAGGAGAGGGCAGCUGCAGAGACCUGUGCAAUACGUGUACAUAGACCCUAUAAAUAUAUAUAUAUAUAAAUAUAUAUAUAUGCAGAAUAUAAUAUAUAUAUAUAUUAUAUACAGAUUUUAAAGAGAUCAUACCUAUGUACCAGGGAGAAGGCGCGGCCCCCACCCCACCCACCCCCCUGUCCAGCCGGAGCACUGGAGGGCUGAGGACAGGGACCACCUCUUAGCACCCCCCCCCCCCAUCCUCCUCCUCCCUCCCUUUCUCACCGUUCCCUUGCUGGCCACUCUUGGCUCUUGGAAGGGAAGUGUUGCUGAGCCAAAGUCAGGCCUGUGAAGACCCGCGGUCUCGAGAGAAGUCUCGAGGGGGCAUUGCUUAAGGUGCUUCAUUCCCUGAUCCCUUUUUGAUUUGUUUCCAAAUAAAAGACAACCUGUUCUUCCCCA
Dipodomys spectabilis (banner-tailed kangaroo rat) is the source of this 3137-nucleotide messenger RNA. RefSeq names its product GRAM domain containing 1B (gene Gramd1b). The record is from RefSeq and is a predicted model, not a curated record. Gene Ontology annotation, molecular function: sterol transfer activity; sterol binding. Gene Ontology annotation, cellular component: endoplasmic reticulum membrane; endoplasmic reticulum-plasma membrane contact site; plasma membrane. Bases 1 to 2694 code for a protein of 897 amino acids. The transcript is spliced from 20 exons. Lineage: Eukaryota; Metazoa; Chordata; Mammalia; Rodentia; Heteromyidae. Gene Ontology annotation, biological process: intracellular sterol transport.